AUGGCAAAGUAUCUCGGUAUCAAUGCACGUAUAUUCGUGCCCAAAAUGCUGGACGCUGAGACAAUAGGCAAGAUUACCAACGAAGGUGCAGUGGUCGAGGUUGUCGAUGGGACGUAUGACCAGACUGUCGUCAAAACUAAGUUGGCUGCUGAGCAACAUUCCGGUGGGAAGGGCGUACUAAUAAGUGAUACGGCAUUGGAUUUUGAGGAUGAGACGGCGAGAUGGAUUGUAGAAGGAUAUCAGACUCUGCUUGACGAGAUUGAAGAGCAGAUUUUUGCUUUCACGGGUGACGUGAAGAUCAGUCAUGUGAUUACACCUGUUGGAGUUGGGGGUUUAGCACAGGCUGUUACGACACAUUGCCAGCGAACGCCGAGAGCACAGAAGCCAAUCGUUGUUACGGUUGAGCCAGAGAUGGCUGCGUGCCUGAAGACCAGUCUGGAAGCUGGGCAACCAACAAGUAUUGAAGCUGAGUACACGAUCUGUACUGGAAUGUGUUGUGGUACAAUUUCAUUGAUCGGAUGGCCGAUUUUGAGCGCAGGUAUUCGUGCUGCUGUUACAACGACAGAUGCGGAAGUGGAUAGAGCAGUUGCAGAGCUGGGACAGUACGGUGUGUCUGCUGGGCCGUGUGGUGCGGCCAGCUUAGCGGGACUGCGAGUUAUAGCUGGCUCUGGGGAGAUGCCCUUGGGGUCUGAUGCUGUAGUCGUACUCCUUUGUACAGAAGGGAAGAGACGAUACCUGACACCAAUUGUGAAUAGUUGA
Molecule: messenger RNA, 759 nt
Organism: Cadophora gregata
Lineage: Eukaryota; Fungi; Ascomycota; Leotiomycetes; Helotiales; Ploettnerulaceae
Exons: 1
Coding region: 1-759 (252 amino acids)
Source: RefSeq, a predicted model, not a curated record